Messenger RNA from Pygocentrus nattereri (red-bellied piranha), 2573 nucleotides. RefSeq names its product ATP-binding cassette, sub-family G (WHITE), member 2a (gene abcg2a). The record is from RefSeq and is a predicted model, not a curated record. The transcript has 16 exons. Lineage: Eukaryota; Metazoa; Chordata; Actinopteri; Characiformes; Serrasalmidae. Gene Ontology annotation, molecular function: ABC-type transporter activity; ATP binding; ATP hydrolysis activity. Bases 134 to 2116 code for a protein of 660 amino acids. Gene Ontology annotation, cellular component: plasma membrane.
UUGGCCGAUAGUUCAGACUCGCUGCUUGCCAGAAAACGGGUGGGAAAACAGGACUGAGCAUCUCUCGCAGACUUCACACAGCGUUCAUCUGAGGGAAGGAGACGAGGGAGCCGCAGCACACACAUCUGCAGCGAUGUCGGAACAGAGCAUUCACCUCCCCAAUGUGGGGAGUUCCGGGAACGGAAAGCUUGAACUGAGCGCCUCCUCUUUCUCCUCCUCAUCCUCUCGCCAUGGGGCCACCGUUAGCUUCCAUAAGAUCCACUAUGCCGUGGAAAUGAAGAGCGGCUGGCUGUGUAAAAGGAAGGUCACCCACAAAGACAUCCUCAUUGACAUCAAUGGGAUUAUGAGGCCUGGAAUGAAUGCCAUAUUAGGAGCAACUGGGAGUGGAAAAUCAUCGUUUCUGGACAUUCUGGCGGCAAGAAAAGACCCCAAAGGAUUGUCUGGAGAAGUGCUGAUAGAUGGAGCACCACAACCCCCCGACUUCAAAUGCCUGUCUGGAUAUGUAGUACAGGAUGACGUUGUCAUGGGAACGCUAACAGUGAGGGAGAACUUGCGUUUCUCUGCAGCGUUGAGGCUUCCAAUGUCAGUCAGUCAGAAGGAGAAAGAGAAAAAAGUGCAGCAACUGAUUGAAGAGCUGGGACUGACUAAAGUAGCUGACUCACGGGUGGGCACGCAACUAAUACGAGGGAUUUCAGGAGGUGAGAGGAAGAGGACCAAUAUCGGAAUGGAACUCAUCAUCGAUCCUUCUGUUCUCUUUCUGGAUGAACCCACAACAGGACUGGACGCCAGCACAGCUAAUUCUGUACUGUCACUGCUGAAGAGGAUGUCGAUUCACGGUCGGACCAUCAUCCUGUCCAUCCACCAGCCACGUUACUCUAUAUAUCGACUGUUCGACAGCCUGACUCUUCUGGCUGGUGGUAGACAGGUCUACCACGGACCUGCGCAGAGCGCACUGGAGUACUUCAGUGAAAUAGGAUUCAUCUGUGAACCUCACAACAACCCUGCUGACUUCUUCCUAGAUGUCAUCAAUGGAGACUUUUCUACAGUCAUUCAAAACAGACUUGAAGAGAAAGAAGAGCUAAAUGUAGAGCAGUGCACAUCAUCUCGCCAGAACAUUGAGCAGAGACUGGUGGAAGAGUAUAAAACAUGGUCGUACUACAGAGAGACCAAAGAAGAGCUGGAGAAGAUCAUGCAGGGCAGGAACUACAGUGAGAAGCCCAAAACUCGCACCAUCACCUACAAGACUUCCUUCAAUCACCAGUUCAAAUGGGUGCUGAAAAGAACCUUCCGUAACCUAAUGCUUAACCCACAGACCUCCUUCGCUCAGAUAGGAGUCACACUUUUCCUCGCUCUUAUUGUUGGUGCUAUCUUUUUCAAUGUGCCAAACACCUCGGAAGGGAUUCAAAACAGGAUGGGUUCUCUGUUCUUCAUCAUUACUAAUCAGUGUUUCAGCUCUCUGUCCUCGGCUGAACUUUUCAUCACGGAACGCAAACUCUUCCUGCACGAAUAUGUUAGUGGCUACUACAGAGUGUCUGUGUAUUUCCUGAGCAAGAUUCUCUCUGACAUUCUCACACUGCGCACCUUCCCUGCGAUCAUCUUCAGCUGUGUGGCCUACUGGAUGAUAGGGUACAAAGCAAAUGCAGGAGCAUUUUUCUUCUUCAUGCUUUCUGUUGCCAUGACUGCCUACACGGCAACAUCCAUGACAAUGGCCAUCUCUGCUGACCAGAAUGUGGUGGCCAUCGCCAACAUCUUCAUGACCAUCAGCUUUGUGUUCAUGAUGAUUUUCUCUGGCUUGCUAGUAAAUUUGCCCAGCAUUGCUGACUGGCUGAACUGGUUAAAGUAUCUGAGCAUCCCUCGUUAUGGCUUGACGGCUCUCCAGGUGAACGAGUUUGUUGGGCAGAGGUUCUGUAACACUGUUACGAACAAUCAAACCAAUUUUAACACUACAGCUGGACAAAUUAGUAUUUGUUCAACAGGUGAGGAUUUCCUGACUGAGCAGGGCAUUGACUACUCUACAUGGGGCAUGUGGCAGAACCAAGUUGCCCUGGCCUGCAUGAUAAUCAUAUUCCUGAGUAUUGCGUACUUGAAACUGCGUUUCAUCAAGAAGUUUACAUAGACACACAAACACAUUCUGUCUUGAUACACAUGUAUACGUCACAUUCUGCCUUUGCAGUAUAGAGAAUGUUUGAAUCGUGCUAAGUUUUCUCUCUUACACUGUGCUGCUAAGACCACCUCAGUAAUCCAUUCAUGUUCUUUAAGCCUGUUGUACAAAUAAGUGUGUCUUUGUCAAUUCAGUUUGCACUCCUUUUGCCUCACUCAGGACUGUCGCACUUGAGCAUGAACAUUGCCAAUGAAGAAAAGAUACACUGUAAAUGCUUUAAAAAUUCUGUACUUUUUAAAAUAUAUAUAUAUAUAUAGUAGUAGGCCUGUCAGAAUCAUGAAAAUUCACCGCCGCCCUCUAAAGGUGUAAUAAACAAACAUUACUCACCGCCGCCCUCUAAAGGUGUCAUAAACAAACAUUACUCACCGCCGCCCUCUAAACAUGUCGUAAACAAACAUUACUCACCGUCGCC